AUGAACAAAGCUUCUAAUAAUGUUUACAUUGAUUCUGAAAGCCCUUUGGAAGAAAAUUUAAAUUUUGUAAUUAAUGCCGCUGUUUUAUUCGUUUUGUUUUACUUUUUUCUUAUAAUUCUUAUGUUGCUCUUCGUUUAAAUAUCUGUGUUACAUAAUGUGAUCGUAAAAUUCUUCUAGAAGAUAAAAAUGGGCCAAACGGCUUUAUACGGUAUUUUCACUACUUCUACUUACUGUAUUUUGCAGUGGUGUCUUCUGUCUAUAAUGAUAUUAUGAUUGUAUAAAUACAGUGCAUUGAUACCGCGAUUUCAUCUGAAGGGCUCAGGACUGGGAGACAUAAUAACCGUUCCUGGUUUUUGCUCUUAUUUUAUUGCGAUUUGGCUUUUCUGGCAGUAUAUUUCGAAUUAUGGCAUCCCAGGAAACACAGUUUGUUAAGCGGGCAUUUGCUCGCAGAAACCCUACUCGAGGCAGCAAACGGAAAGAUGAUUCCGAAGAGGAGUCUUCCGAAGACGAAACCCAGAUUGUUCGCAAUGAGAGAAAGCGUUCGUCCAAUCCCUUUGUACAGAAGACUGCCCGAGUAGAGCGAACCAAAGUUGGUGCUGUAGAAAGCGACGAGGAGGACAACAAAUCGAAAGAGCUUCGUCGUGAAUUCACAUACUCCGCCGACCGCUCCAACUUGCGCAAAGGACCGUCAGAUAUGGGAGCGACAGCCACAUUGGAAACCGAGACUCCACACGAUCGUGACGCACAAGCCCUUUUCGAGAAGUCCCAGAACUUGAAUACGGACUUGAAGGGAAAGGAAGACGAUAAGAUUUAUCGAGGCAUGAACAAUUAUGCACAGUACAUUCCCAAGAAAGAUACUUCACAGGGAAACGCCAGCAGUGGAAUGGUACGCAAGGGUCCCAUUCGAGCCCCCACGAAUGUGCGCUCCAGCGUUCGCUGGGAUUACGCACCGGAUAUCUGCAAAGAUUACAAAGAAACGGGAUUCUGUGGUUUCGGCGAUAGUUGCAUAUUUUUACACGAUCGUUCGGACUACAAGCAUGGUUGGCAGUUGGAGCGCGAAGUCGAGCGCAAAACAUACGGCCAGAACGAUGCCGAAGCUGGCAAAUACGAAAUUGCUUCGGAUGACGAGGAUGAUCUACCUUUUAAGUGCUUGAUUUGCCGUGAUACCUUCAAAAACCCCAUCGUAACCAAGUGCAAACACUAUUUUUGCGAAAGUUGCGCAUUAACUAAUUACAAGAAGUCAACGCGCUGUUUCGCCUGCAAUCAGCAGACAAUGGGUGUUUUCAACCCGGCGAAAGAGCUUAUAACCAAAAUGAAAAAGAAUCAAGAGGCCGAAGAUUCCACAGAGCCGUCUCAUAUUCACGACCAUCCAGGUACUGAAAGUCACCUUACGAAUCGGAUAGCCCCAGCCGAAGAAGCAGAAGAUUAAUCACUAUCACACGGAAGCGGGGAUAUUGUAUUUGUUAUUGAGAACUUUUAUUUGUACGACAAGUCCAUACGAAUGAUUCCUCAGCUCCACGGGCCCAGUAAUGUGGCUGGAAGAUCUUGGUGUAUUCACUGUAUUGUAUAUGAACAGAGCGAUGUGUUGCAUGAUAUGCGUGCGAUAUUAUUUGUUCGAAAAAAUGUGACGAAAAAAUCGAUAUAAAAUCGUCAUUAAACAUGAAUUGUUCCCAUUAAAAUUUG
This is a messenger RNA of Paramacrobiotus metropolitanus, 1683 nucleotides long. RefSeq names its product E3 ubiquitin-protein ligase RNF113A-like. Gene Ontology annotation, biological process: snoRNA splicing. Gene Ontology annotation, molecular function: metal ion binding. Lineage: Eukaryota; Metazoa; Tardigrada; Eutardigrada; Parachela; Macrobiotidae. The record is from RefSeq and is a predicted model, not a curated record. Bases 404 to 1429 code for a protein of 341 amino acids. Gene Ontology annotation, cellular component: U2-type spliceosomal complex. The transcript has 2 exons.